UCUCACUAAACUCCACCGUCCACACAUCAGCUUAUGAUCUUGUACAACUGCAGACACUCUUAAUUAAAAGAAUUCAGUAACACUUUGAAGAAUCAUCUUCACUAUCCAACAUGGCCUCAAGGAGAAUCAACAGUACAGGUUUAGUUGUUCUCCUUGUGGCCAUGUUGUGGUGGGCAAGAGCCACGGCUCAAUCAGGCUGCACCAACGUGAUCAUCGGCCUGGCUCCAUGCCUAAACUAUGUUUCAGGAAGCUCAUCAACUCCAUCUUCUUCUUGCUGCUCGCAAUUGGCUAGUGUUGUCCAAUCACAGCCAAAAUGUCUCUGCUCAGUACUAAAUGGCGGUGGUUCAUCAUUUGGUGUUACUAUCAACAAGACGCUUGCUUUGGCGCUUCCUGCUGCCUGCAAUGUGAAAACUCCUCCUGUUAGCAAGUGCAAUGAGGCUGCUAAUGGACCUUCAAUUUCUGAUUCUCCAGUGGGUUCUCCUGAAGGUUCGCCUGCUGAUUCUUCAGUGACAGGAGGAUCAAAAACAGUUCCAUCUACAGCGACGAGCUCUGCCAAUGGUCUUAAAAUGGAUAUGACCAUUCAGCUCAUUGUCUUUGCUACGUUCAUGGCUUCAUGUGUCUCAGCUUUUGGCAGCUUCUGAGUUUAGAUAUGGGGGUGUCUUUUGAGCUUCUUCUUUAUUAUGCGUGUGGUGUUUUGUGCUAGUUUUAAUGUAUUAGUAAUAGUACCUCCACAAAAGGUGCAGUUUAAAGUGUUUGAUCUCGUAUGAGUGGUUUGUGUUUGCUUAAUCUGUUGUGACACUUGCUUUGUUAUCUUACUAUAAUAAAAAAGCAAGCUUUUUAGGGUUUUUGUUC
Molecule: messenger RNA, 852 nt
Organism: Manihot esculenta (cassava)
Lineage: Eukaryota; Viridiplantae; Streptophyta; Magnoliopsida; Malpighiales; Euphorbiaceae
Product: non-specific lipid transfer protein GPI-anchored 5
Exons: 3
Coding region: 111-641 (176 amino acids)
Biological process (GO): lipid transport
Molecular function (GO): lipid binding
Source: RefSeq, a predicted model, not a curated record